UGUCUUCUCUCUGAGCUAAAACCCUCGAAAACCUCUGCUCCCACAUUUCCGCCAUGGCUGCAACUUGCUAAAGCUCCGAUUUCGUUUGACAUGAAUCUCCUCCGAUUGAACCUGGCUCGCCGCAAUGCGGCACCUGGGGUUUUCAGGGUCGUCUUCUUCUCCACAGGGUUCGGGGUAGCAGCAACAUCCCCACCGAGGGACUCGCUGAAUCGUCGUAUCAUGCGGGCGGGCGAUCCUAUGGUUUCUAUGGCGGACGUGUUGAACAAGUGGGUCGGGGAAGGGAAGCAGGUGAACUUCACAGAGCUCAAUCAGAGCUUGAGGACCCUAAGGAAGUUCAGACGCGGCAAGCACGCUCUUCAGUUAUUGGAGUGGAUGAUUGAACAAGCGGACUACAAGCUAACGAAUUCAGAGAUUGCAGUUCGGCUGGAUUUGAUUGCAAAAGUUCGCAGUCUGGAAGAAGCAGAGGAGUUCUUUGAGCAAAUCCCGGAAAAAUCCAGAGAUUUCAGAAUUUACGGUGCUCUUCUCUCUUGCUAUGCACUUGAGAAAUCCAUGGAAAAAGCAGAGGCUACCUUGCAGAAGAUGAGGGUGCUGGGGUAUGUAAGGGUACUUUCUUAUAAUGUCAUGUUAAACCUCUAUGCACAGACUAAACAGUACGAGAAAAUGGACGUGCUGAUGCAAGAAAUGAAAGAAAGGGGCCACGAAUGGGACAACUACACAUAUAACACAAGGUUGAAUGCUUAUGCUUUGGCAUCUGAUCUUGAGGGCAUGGAGAAACUUCUAUCGAAAAUGGAAGCUGACCCCUAUAUUAAAAUGGACUGGAAUUCCUAUGUCGUUGCAGCUAAUGGGUACUUGAAAUCUGGCCAACUGGACAAAGCAUUGCCAAUGAUGAAGAAAGCUGAGAACCUCACUAGUUCCAAGAAUUGGAAGAGAACCUUCGAGAUCCUUCUAACUAUGUAUGGCCAAAUUGGGAGUAAAGAUGACCUGUACCAGCUAUGGAAUAUGUAUAAGCAAAACGGUAAGUUCGAUAACACCACUUACUUGGCCAUGAUAACCUCGCUAGUAAGAUUGGAUGAUGUUACUGGUGCUGAAAAAAUAAUGGAGGAGUGGGAAUACGGGAAGAUUUACUAUGACGUCAGGAUCCCGAGGUUUCUGAUCAGUACUUAUUGCAAGAAGGGCUUUUACGAUAAGGCCGAGGCAUAUAUGAACAGACUUGUUGAGAUCGGGGAGGAGCCAGAUGCGAGUUUGUGGGAUGCACUAGCUUCAGGAUACGAGCUAAAGAAAGAGAUACUGAAAGCUGUGGAAGCAUUAAAGAAAGCGAUAUCGGUAAGUAAACCCGGGUGGCGGCCGAAUAAGUUCACCUUAGCUUCUUGCCUUGACUACUUGAAAGAGAAGGGAGAGGCAGAGACAGCUCAGGAGCUCCUCCUUUCCCUCCGGGAAAGAGGCAUCUUACCGGAAAUCGUGUGUGGCGUAUUGCUCGAUUAUGUCAAUAAUGAUAAAGAUGGGAGCUCGAGUGCGAUAAAUCAAUUAGAAGAUGCUCAGCGUCAAUCCAGAUCAUUAUCAUCCGAAUUGGUUUCCAAGGAUGAGUAGAGCGACUGAAAACUCUUCAAACUGCAGAUUUGCUCUGACGUUGAGUACCAUACUUAUUUCCAGAGCUUUGGACUUUAUUUUUGUAGUUGGGAAUGGAGCAUAUGUUAAGAAUUAAUUCCUUCCCGUUAAGCUGUAAAAUUAUGAUGCUCAAAGACAAACGAAACAAAUGGGGAGUAUCCAACUAUCCAUCGAGUUUGAGGCUACUAUCUUGUACUACUGUGAUGCAUUCUAUUUGUCUCGACUACGUAUGGUUACG
This is a messenger RNA of Punica granatum (pomegranate), 1843 nucleotides long. Lineage: Eukaryota; Viridiplantae; Streptophyta; Magnoliopsida; Myrtales; Lythraceae. The record is from RefSeq and is a predicted model, not a curated record.